GUCAACUAUGCCCAGAAAUUAACAAAGUGUCCAUGUGUAAAUCAACCUUUCCUUCUCCAAAUCGUCGUUUUCCUUCAAGCAGGACUUCAUUACCGUUCCGAGCUCUCCCGCCACAUUCAGCUCACGGCCCACGGCUUGGCUUCAUUGACUUCCUUUAUUCUGUCACUAUCACUUUCUGUUGCUCGUCUCCUAUUCAUCGCGCUUUCAGUAAAGAUUGCUGGCUAAGUCGGGAAUCUUUCUGUUACGCGUCAAGGGAAACUUCGUUCAGUACAGCUGAUCUGUUCAACUAGUUGAUGGAUUUUAUGUUUUAUGAAGGACACAUCUGUUAGCCCAGAUAAAAAAUGAAUUUUCAAAUGCACCAUUCAGGGCAGAUAUCAGGGCAGGUAUCUAACCAAGCUGGUACUACGUUGCCUGGGUUGCCACAGCAAAAUGGAAUUUCUAUAUCUGGGCAGAUGCAAAAUCCUAACGUCCAUCGUGGUGUCUCAAAUGCGGACGGUGAAUAUGCGAAAACUCGCAGAUAUAUGCAAGAAAAGAUCUGGGAAUUUCUUAUGCAGCGCAGACCACAAUCUCAGGAUGUGCCUAAUAAGAAAAUGCUUGAUUUAGUGAAACGUCUAGAAGAGGCUUUGUUCAAGAGUGCCACAACAACAGAGGAAUAUCUCAACCUGGCCACUUUAGAGACCCGUUUGCAUGUUCUGAUAAAACGUCUACCUAUGAGCAAUCACAACCAGCAGUUCUCAUCACAUGUUAAUUCUUCUCCUUCUGUUGGUACAAUGAUCCCAACUCCUGGAUUGCAGCAAAUGGGAAAUUCUAGUGUUGCUGGGACCCAGUCUGUAGAUAGCGCUAUUCUUGUUAAUAAUACUUCCAACACAAUUUCUUCUGGCAAUAUGCAUGGUGGUUCAUUCGGCACAUCUGAUGGAGCUUUCACUGGUGGAUAUCAACAGUCUUCCGCUUUCUCAGUGAAUUCUGGGGGAAAUAACAUGGUGACAUCGAUGGGUGUACCGAGAAUGACAAGUCAGAUGAUCCCUACUCCUGGAUUCAAUAGUAAUAGUAAUAAUAGUAAUUCCAACAAUAAUGAAAUAAAUAACCAUUUGAAUAAUCAACCAUUCGUGAAUAUGGAGCCAUCCAAUAACAUCGGCGCAUAUCCAGCUGUUGAACCUACGAUUGUAUCACAGCCCAUGCAACAAAAGCAGCGCGCUGGCGGACAAAACAGUCGCAUUUUACAUAAUAUUGGUGGCCAUAUGGGUGGUGGAAUUAGAUCUACAUUGCAGCAAAAGUCCUAUGGAUUGUCAAAUGGGGCAAUUAAUGGAGGGUUGGGAAUGAUGGGAAACAAUAUGUCGAUGAUGAAUGGUCAAGGGACUACCGAGGGAUAUUUAUCUGGAACAAUAUAUGGAAACAACAUCAAACCCAUGCUUCAUCAACAAUUUGACCAACAUCAGCAGCAAGUAACACAGGGCUCUGGAAACCUUUAUGCUCCUGCAUCAUCUGUCGGGUCAAUGACGAACAAUCAGAAUUUGAAUGCCAUGUCCAUGCAAAAUAUGCCAAAGACAACAUCCUCAUUGAUGAUUAAUAAUCGAUCAAAUAUACACACUACUCAGACUCAGUCGAUGACAACUAUGAAGCCUCAAUUAAUCGAUCAGUCUGAAAAAACGAAUUUUCAACCGCAAUUUUCUGGUAGAGAUAAUCUUGCACAACCCCAUCAACAUCAACAUCAACAAUUUCAGCAGCCAUCUCACCAGUUACAACGCCAGCAGCUGGUCCAGCAUCAGAUCCAACAACGUCAAAACCAGUUCUCUUCAAAUAAUGAGACAGGACCUCGUGAUGAAGGUCUUUUGACACAAGUCUCUGAUCCCUUUCAGUUCUCGGAUAUGCAGAGUCAGUUUCAGCAGAAUCCUAUGGAGGACCGUUUGAGAGUUAAUCAGUUGAUUUCACAUUCACCUGGGCAACAGGAUGUCAGUUAUUCACUUGCUCAAACUCCAAAUCAGAUGCAACAAAUGUUGAACCCUCAACAAUUUGCCCCCAACCCUCAGAGUGAUUUAGUUGGUCUUUCUGGUUCUGUUCCGCAGGAAAUGGCAAUACGGGGCCAAUGGUAUUCCAAGUCUCAGGAUGUAUCUAAUGCCUCAGAGAGACUCCCACUUGAUCAAAAUUUACAGGAGGAAUUUCAUAACAAAAUAAAUGUGCAAGAUGUUGCUCAGCUGAAUAAUUUAUCGUCUGAAGAGUCUGUGAUUGGCCAAUCAGAUGCUUCCAGAUCAGCAGACCCACCCAAUGCUGCGUGUCGACCUAACAACCAUGAUCGCGAGAAGCAGUUCAAGAAUCAGCAGAGAUGGCUGUUGUUUCUAAGACAUGCCCGUCGAUGUCCGGCCCCGGAAGGAAAAUGUCAAGAGUCUAAUUGCUUAACUGUUCAGAAGCUAUUGAAACACAUGGAGGAUUGCAAUGUAUUUCAGUGUACAUAUCCUCGUUGCCGUGUAAGUCGAGGCUUAGUUAACCAUCAUAGGCGAUGUCGAGAUACUAGCUGCCCAGUAUGUGUUCCUGUUAAGAAUUUCGUGCAACAGGCACAACUAAAGGCAAUUGCUCGUGCUGAUUUCGGUUCAAAGUUGCAUGCUUCUGUCAACGGUUCUUGUAAACCGUCUGAGAGUGCUGAAGUUCCUAAGUUGAGCCCAGCGGUGACUGUAACUCCAGAAGAUCUGCAGCCUUCUAUUAAACGGAUGAAGAUCGAACAAGGACCCCAGUCCGUUCUUUCUGAAAGUGAAACUUCUGCUUUGCUAGCUUCUGCUGUAAACGAAACUACUCUACAGGGUGCAAAACAUUCUGAACAGCAUCACGAUUCUCAUAUUCCAAUGAAAUCUGAAGUUGCUGAAGUGAAAAUGGAAGCAUUGGGGAGUAUUGAGCAAUUAAGUUCCAAAAUGAUCGAAACGAAAGAAGAUAACUUGGUAGAUUCUUACAACCACCAAAGGCCAGAAGUCGGUCCUACUGCAUCCAAAACCUCUGCUGGCUUUAGUACACAUGAGGUCGUUAAGAAUGAGAAGGAAAUGGGGCAGGCUAAGAUGGAAAAUCUGCCUUUACCUUCUGAGAGUAUCUCGAAGUCUGGGAAGCCAAAAAUAAAGGGAGUAUCAAUGAUGGAGUUGUUCACCCCUGAACAAGUCCGGCAACACAUUACCGGUCUUAGACAGUGGGUAGGCCAGAGCAAAGCAAAAGCAGAGAAAAAUCAAGCCAUGGAGCACUCAAUGAGUGAAAAUUCCUGCCAGUUGUGUGCUGUUGAGAAGCUUACUUUUGAACCACCUCCUAUUUAUUGUACACCUUGUGGUGCUCGCAUUAAGAGGAAUCAUAUGUAUUACACCAUUGGAGCUGGUGAAACUCGCCAUUAUUUCUGCAUUCCGUGCUAUAACGAGACUCGUGGUGACACCAUUGCAGUUGAUGGGUCUGCUAUUCCAAAGGCAAGAAUGGAAAAGAAGAAAAAUGAUGAAGAAACUGAAGAAUGGUGGGUUCAAUGUGACAGAUGUGAAGCUUGGCAACAUCAAAUAUGUGCAUUAUUCAAUGGGAGAAGAAAUGAUGGUGGCCAAGCUGAGUACACUUGUCCAAAUUGUUAUAUAGAAGAAGUUGAGAGAGGUGAACGUGUGCCAUUGCCUCAGAGUGCUGUUCUAGGAGCUAAGGAUCUGCCUCGAACAAUUUUGAGUGAUCACAUGGAGCAACGUUUAUUUGCAAAGUUGAAGCAAGAAAGGAUGGAGAGAGCAAGGGUACAAGGCAAAAGUUAUGAUGAGGUUCCUGGAGCUGAAUCACUUGUUAUACGAGUGGUGUCAUCUGUAGACAAGAAGCUAGAAGUUAAACCACGGUUUCUUGAAAUUUUCCAGGAAGAAAACUAUCCUGUUGAGUAUCCAUACAAGUCCAAGGUGGUGCUAUUGUUUCAGAAAAUUGAAGGUGUUGAAGUAUGCUUAUUCGGAAUGUAUGUUCAAGAAUUUGGAGCCGAAUGUGAACAGCCAAAUCAUCGGCGAGUCUACCUGUCUUACUUGGACUCGGUCAAGUAUUUCAGGCCGGAGGUUAGAGCAGUGACAGGAGAGGCUCUUCGGACAUUCAUCGGAUACUUAGAAUACUGCAAAAAAAGAGGGUUUUCGAGCUGCUACAUUUGGGCUUGCCCCCCAUUGAAGGGGGAAGACUACAUUUUAUAUUGCCACCCAGAAAUUCAAAAGACACCAAAAUCUGAUAAACUCCGGGAAUGGUAUUUGGCCAUGUUAAGGAAAGCUGCUAAGGAAAAUAUCGUUGUUGAACUUACUAAUCUGUAUGACCACUUCUUUGUUACUACCGGUGAAUGUAAAGCAAAAGUUACUGCAGCUCGAUUGCCAUACUUCGAUGGAGAUUAUUGGCCCGGUGCAGCAGAGGACAUGAUCUUUCAGAUACAACAAGAAGAGGAAGGGAGGAAGCAGAAUAAGAAGGGAAUGUUUAAAAAAACCAUUACGAAAAGAGCUCUAAAGGCAUCUGGCCAAACCGAUCUUUCCGGAAAUGCAUCAAAGGAUAUUCUGCUAAUGCAUAAACUUGGUGAGACUAUAUCGCCGAUGAAGGAAGACUUUAUCAUGGUUCACUUACAGCAUGCUUGCACACACUGCUGCAUUCUAAUUGUUUGUGGAAAUCGUUGGGUUUGCAAACAGUGCAAAAACUUCCAGCUCUGUGACAAAUGCUAUGAUGUCGAGAGAAAACGUGAAGACAGAGAGAGACAUCCCAUUCACCACAAAGACAAACAUCCACUCUAUUCCUUUGAAACCACGGGAGUCCCUGAAGAUACGAAAGAUAGAGAUGAAAUUCUCGAGAGCGAAUUUUUCGACACGAGGCAGGCAUUCCUAAGCCUUUGUCAAGGAAAUCACUAUCAAUACGAUACUCUCCGUCGAGCUAAACACUCGUCGAUGAUGGUUCUUUAUCAUCUCCAUAACCCUACUGCCCCAGCUUUUGUGACCACAUGCAAUGUGUGCCACCUGGAUAUUGAAACCGGACAAGGCUGGAGAUGUGAGACUUGUCCUGACUAUGAUGUGUGCAAUUCGUGUUAUUCAAAGGAUGGAGGAAUUGAUCAUCCUCACAAAUUGACCAAUCAUCCAUCGAACGAUCGGGAUGCACAGAACAAGGAAGCUAGACAGUUACGAGUCAUGCAGCUGAGGAAAAUGCUCGAGCUACUGGUGCACGCCUCUCAAUGUCGUUCUCCUCACUGUCAAUAUCCAAACUGUCGAAAGGUUAAGGGACUUUUCCGGCACGGUAUGUUGUGCAAAGUUCGUGCUUCUGGUGGGUGUGUGCUCUGCAAGAAAAUGUGGUACCUUCUUCAGCUUCAUGCUCGUGCGUGCAAAGAAUCUGAGUGCAAUGUUCCGAGAUGCAGAGACUUGAAGGAGCACAUGAGAAGGCUACAACAACAAUCUGAUUCCAGACGAAGAGCUGCUGUUAUGGAGAUGAUGAGACAACGUGCUGCAGAGGUUGGAUUCCCCACAUCGAUCCGCGAUCCAGGGCGGCUAGUACUUGGCUACGCACGGGACAAACCACGAACGGGGUUCGUCUCUCCCGGGCAACUCUCGGCGAUCUUCAGCCUGGUUGUGAGCUCGAAUGCGGACAAAGAUCCUUCGCUGCUGGAUGCGCGCCUCGACUGUGAAACCGGCGGAAAGCCUUGUACGGACGUCACGUCACACGAUCUCAGCCUCUCCAGGCCGAUCCCCGGUAUGUUGCGUGCUAUGUUCCAUACAAUCAGUCGGGCUGCAUCUGCACCGGGGGCAGCAAGUUCCUUGACUCCUUCACCUCAGUUUUGGUCUAAAUUGAGGGCAUUUCGAGAAACUGAAAGAGGGAUUACCACUGAAUCGGUAACUAAGAAUUUACUGGGAGCGGUUUUCAUCUGGCGUUUUUUUGAGUUGAAAGCAUUUAAAGAACUGAAGGGGCUCUAUGCUGAAUUCGCCAAUGAACGGAAGCUUUCCUACAAGGUCAGUGAUCAGUUGGAAGAACUAAGAUCACAAGCAGAGAAGGCGAAGAACGGGAAAUAGGGGAAGCACUAUGUUUUUGCAAUUUCGGCUGUAAAACUAAACCUACUGUUGCUUUGGGUAUAAAACUAGACUAUGACUUGUUGCUUUGUGUACCUCCUUUAAUAAUAUUGGCUCUGUUGGUUUUUA
Striga asiatica is the source of this 6125-nucleotide messenger RNA. NCBI's taxonomy places the organism in Eukaryota, Viridiplantae, Streptophyta, Magnoliopsida, Lamiales, Orobanchaceae. The record is from the annotation of a GenBank genome assembly.